Molecule: messenger RNA, 1360 nt
Organism: Ceraceosorus guamensis
Lineage: Eukaryota; Fungi; Basidiomycota; Exobasidiomycetes; Ceraceosorales; Ceraceosoraceae
Product: proteinase A,Asp
Exons: 2
Coding region: 266-1216 (316 amino acids)
Biological process (GO): proteolysis
Cellular component (GO): fungal-type vacuole
Molecular function (GO): aspartic-type endopeptidase activity
Source: RefSeq, a predicted model, not a curated record
CCGAGCUCCUCUAUUUUCCCGCUACAGAGCCAAGCUGUCUAAGCACCCUCUCAGCAAGGGAACCACGCUCGAUUCUCUCAAGGCUCAAGCCCAAAUCCUUGAGCUCAAGUACGGAGCUGCUAGAAAGCAAGCUGCAUUCUCUGCGCCUCACAAUGGACAGGACCAAGAGUCCGACUUUGGCAUUUUGCCAGUGGACGGUGACGAACGAGCCAGCGCUUGGUAUGCAGAAGCCAAAAAGGGCCACGGCGUUCCUCUGAGUGACUUUAUGAACGCGCAGUACUUUGCAGACAUUACGCUCGGUACUCCUCCCCAAAACUUCAAGGUCAUUCUCGACACGGGUAGCUCCAACCUUUGGGUUCCCUCUACCAAAUGCAGCUCCAUUGCCUGCUUCUUGCACUCCAAGUAUGACAACUCGCAAUCCUCCACAUACAAGAAGAACGGCACCGAGUUCAAGAUUCAAUACGGCAGUGGGGCCAUGGAGGGCUACGUCUCUCAGGACACCUUGACCAUCGGUGACAUUACCAUCAAGGGUCAGGACUUUGCCGAGGCCACCUCUGAGCCCGGCCUCGCCUUUGCCUUCGGCAAGUUCGACGGCAUCCUCGGUCUUGCUUACGACACGAUCAGCGUCAAUGGCAUCGUCCCUCCAUUCUAUCAGAUGGUCAACCAGGGUUUGCUCGACGAGCCGGUCUUCAGCUUCUACCUCGGAUCAUCCGAGGAGGACGGUGGCGAGGCCGUGUUUGGUGGUAUCGAUGAGAAUCAUUACGAGGGCAAGAUCACUUAUGCUCCCCUGCGCAGAAAGGCGUACUGGGAGGUCUCUCUCGACGCCGUCUCUCUCGGCAAAGACAGAUUGGAGCUCGACAACACUGGCGCAGCCAUCGACACUGGAACAUCCCUCAUCGCUCUGCCCUCUGACAUGGCUGAGCUCGUCAACAAGGAGCUUGGAGGUAAAAAGGGAUGGAACGGACAAGUGACUGUCGAGUGCGAGAAGCUCGACUCUUUGCCCGACUUUACCUUUGAGCUCGAUGGCAAGCCGUACACUCUCAGCCCAAAGGAUUACAUCCUUCAGGUGCAGGGUACCUGCUUGUCCCCAUUCACUCCUCUCGACAUUCCUCCCCCUGCUGGCCCCAUCUGGAUUGUUGGUGAUGUCUUCCUCCGCAAGUACCACACCACCUACGACCUCGGCAGAAAUGCCGUCGGCUUUGCCAAGGCCAAGUAGACUCCGCGCGCGACGCAUGGGUCGAAUGAUGUUGCACGCGACUCGAGAUGCACAGAGAGGGCGAGCUUGCCCCAUUCUUGUCCCCUCCGUCUUGUCAAUGGUGCUUCACUGAGCUAGGAGGCUGUACCCUUGAGCGGAUCACGC